This is a messenger RNA of Chiloscyllium plagiosum (whitespotted bambooshark), 1631 nucleotides long. Its product is annotated as ubiquitin-conjugating enzyme E2 U-like. NCBI's taxonomy places the organism in Eukaryota, Metazoa, Chordata, Chondrichthyes, Orectolobiformes, Hemiscylliidae. The record is from RefSeq and is a predicted model, not a curated record.
CUGGACAUGAAGGAGUGGGAAUCCCUGUCAGUUUCCCAAUGUGAAACUUUACAGCCUCAUGUUUAUCAAUCACUCUCCGAAAGAAGUGGAUCUCUUUCAAUAUUGUCUUUUGUAAAGUUGUAUUAAGUGUUGAUGAAUCUCUGUGAAGAUCCAGAAGCUUGGGAACAGACUGGACUGGAACCAGGAGAAGAACAAUUCACCAGAAAAUCAGACACUGGGAACAGCAGCAGCUCAGAUAGAGGACAUAUACAAUGCCUUAUUUUAUACUGAAAUGAUUAAGAAGAUUAUUCAUCUGAUGAGCCAAUUUCCUGCAAGGCCAUGCAAUCCAAGGCAUACUUAUUACUGGAAAGUGAAUACGCUAAACUUCAAGAAACUAGACUUUUUGGCAUUACUGUGUCCCCCGUCAAAGACGAUCUGUUAGAAUGGGUGGCCACAGUUCAGGGAUUGAAGGAUUCACUCUGGGAAGGUGCUGUCCUUCAGGUUUCCCUGAAGUAUACAGAAGAUUACAACUCAAUCCCUCCAACUGUUACUUUCAAUACAAUUCCAUUUCAUCCCAAUGUGGACUCAGUCACAGGAAAGCCAUGUAUAGACUUUCUUGAUAAUCCCAGGAAAUGGAGAGAAGAUUUUUCCUUGACAACCAUCCUGCUUACCAUUCAGGUGAUGUUGUCCAAUCCCGUGCUGGAAGAUGCAGUCAACGUGGACGCUGCGGAGAUGCUGAGGGAAAACCCAGUGUGUUAUCGAGAAAUGAUUUUGGAAUGUGUCAGAAGCAGCAGACAGCUGAAUGAAACUGGAAUUAAGUUAGAAGUUGAGAGUUUUCCUGUGACCCGUUUUGAAGACCACAUUUCCACACUACCUUGCGGGAAGCCAUUAACAAUAAAAAGGAUUGCUUUUGAUGACUAUCAUAAGACCUGGUGCGAAAUCGCCACGACAAAAGCAACUGAGAGCCACAAAGAUCCAAUGCCAGUGCCCUAUCCUCAUCUCAAAGCAUUGUAUGAUGGACUGGAAAAGGAGGAUUUACGGGAAGAGAUUGAAGAACAGAAUAAAGAGUUCAAUUAUAUAAUGUAUGGAGCGUUUAAGAAAGAAAGGAAAGCUCGAGUGACAUUGGACGAGAAACUUGCACGAAUCAACCGCAUGAAGAAUUGCUACAUUAUGGAUAAACCCUUAGAAGCUUCAACUUCAGUAACCCAGGAUCUGCCAACAGGAACCAAGCCAGUGCAAUCCAACAGCAAUACAAAAGAUGAGGAAAUGUGGGACAAGGAAGUAGACAGUUUAGUUGGCUGGACAGCUCAGCUCAAUUUAGAUGAGUUGGAAGGGUGAUUAAGGAAAAGCAUGUCAAUAUUCAACUCUUUCAUGGCCUGCAAGCCUGUCACUAAAUUAAUUUGGAAGAUUUGAUGUUCCCUUCAAUACUGCAAAAACUAGUUGUUCCUAAAAUAAUAUUCAAAGGUCUCUAUCCUGAAACAUAUCUUUAUUAUUUCCAGACUGUGAAAUAAAUGUUAUUGAUGUGAUUAAAAACUUUGAAGGAAACGGUUCUUGGAUUGCAACUUUGGUUUCUACUUUUUUUUUCAUUGAUGAUGACACCUCCCAUCUAAUAUUGCUCAAAGGAACUCUAGAUCUCACAAUACCCGUUAAAA